Cylindrotheca closterium is the source of this 426-nucleotide messenger RNA. Lineage: Eukaryota; Bacillariophyta; Bacillariophyceae; Bacillariales; Bacillariaceae. The record is from the annotation of a GenBank genome assembly.
AUGGAACACAAGGUGGAUUUCUUGAUGAAGCGCUACACAUCAGUAUGCCCAGAUGUUCGCUCGCGCGUCAACGCCGCCACCAGCAAAUUGUUCGACGUUACCAGCGACAUGUACGACUUCAUAAGCCUACACGUCAUCAAUAACAUGGGACAACCGAUCGCUCCAGGACCGGGACCAGGACUUCCAGUCCCAUUUAAAGCCGCCGCUACAUACUUCCGAAUCGAGCUCAGAUUGGUCCCACGGCUUUGCUCCCUACGAACUGACAUUGGAAUCGACCCAACAAAGUUCCCACCGUCUUCCAAUAGAGCCGUAUGCGUUCCAGGGCCAAGAGUCCAGAACCAGAUGGAUGUAUCCAUCACUCGCCAAAUGGUAACGGACCAAGCACAUCACAAAGAAAUCAUCACAGCAAUGGUAGUGUUAGAAUAA